GCUCUAAUCUCUCUCUCUCUCUCUCUCUCUCUCUCUGCAAUCAGACCACUUCUUGGCGAUUCGGACUUCAGAACCGCAGGCGCUCUCUUCUUGAUGCGAUGCACUCAGCGUGAAAGAAGAAAGCGAAAUAGGGCAAUGCUUUGGAGGCUGGAAAGACAAUCAUAAUUGCGCUUUUGAGCACUUCUCGCUCUAUCAAUGAUAUGGGAUCUCUUGUGAUGGGAUAUACUGUCUAUUAAGAGUAGAAUUUGAGACGUGUGAUCUAAGAUCGAAAUGACUAUACCUCAAAGCCAAAAAAUUGGACGUCCAUUGAUGAAGCUUAUCAGAUUGAGAGGAUGGCCUAUUCUGCAGCAGCUGCAUAUUGAGGAGCAGUUACUUCGGACCUCAUCGGAAAAUUGGUGUAUUAUAAAUGAUGGCACGAGGGAACCUACCAUUGUCAUGGGUGUUUCUGGGAAACCUGCCGAACUGCUUGAAAUUAAACCAGUGUUACACGAUCAGGUACCUGUCAUCAAAAGGUUCACUGGGGGAGGCACUGUUAUAGUGGAUGGUGGGACAAUCUUUGUUACAUUCAUAUGCAACAAGGAUGCUGUGCCUGAUGUGCAGCCGUAUCCUCGACCCAUCAUGUCUUGGAGCAGCCUAAUAUACAAUGAAGUGUUCCAAGAAACUGGCAAUUUCCACCUCCGCGAGAAUGAUUACGUUUUUGGGAAUCGCAAGUUUGGAGGGAAUGCACAAUCCAUCACUAGAGGCCGGUGGAUCCAUCACACAUCUUUCCUGUGGGACUAUGAAAUCAGAAACAUGGCUUAUCUGAAGCUUCCUUCACGUGCUCCCGAAUAUCGAUCGGCAAGGGGUCAUUUGGAAUUUGUAUGUCGCAUGAAGGACUACAUAUCGAGGUCAGAUUUCAUCGGCAGAACAAUAAGGGUACUUGGAACCCAUUUUUCUGUGGAACCUGAGGAGUUGGAAGCAAUUCAAACCGUGUCGAGUACAAAUUUUUCCCCCUCAUCGAGGCUGCUGACGACGCAGGAAAUAGAAUCAGCAUUAUGCGAAGCAGAGUCUCGGAAGUCUCUUGCUUGUUCCGCGUCUUCAUGAUAAUUUACUGAUGCUGUUCUGCUACCGAACUAUUUACCAAUCUUGCUAAUGCACGAGUUCCAAUUGUAUGAGUCCUUUCAGUUGAAUUCGGUCGCCAGACUUUCUGAUUCGAAACCGGUAAAAUUACCUGGAAAGCCUCUCUUUUAGCAAUUUGGAUUUUCAUUCUGAUGCCGGAGUACGGAGAGAGCUUUUGGAUGUGGUUUCGCAA
Molecule: messenger RNA, 1291 nt
Organism: Rhodamnia argentea
Lineage: Eukaryota; Viridiplantae; Streptophyta; Magnoliopsida; Myrtales; Myrtaceae
Product: putative lipoate-protein ligase A
Exons: 5
Coding region: 271-1083 (270 amino acids)
Biological process (GO): protein modification process
Cellular component (GO): mitochondrion
Source: RefSeq, a predicted model, not a curated record